Molecule: messenger RNA, 1948 nt
Organism: Seminavis robusta
Lineage: Eukaryota; Bacillariophyta; Bacillariophyceae; Naviculales; Naviculaceae
Source: the annotation of a GenBank genome assembly
UUUGCUCCCUGAGAGUUUCACUUUCAAAGCUUCAUAAUUUUCACUUCCACUACCAUAGUUUCCAACUACACAAAGCCUCCCUUAAUAAUGGACCUCCUUCAAAGCAUCCUGAAUGAUUGGGAUAGCCAUAACUUUCUGCAACACGGCUUGAAAGAUUGGGAAAGUCUUGCUCAUGAUGCAGUUGUAUUGAAGGUGACUGCCCUCAUCAUCUCAACCGUUGUCUUUGCCUACCUUUUCUAUGGCAAAAAGCACAACAAGGACAACAAAUCUGCCCCAAAAGCACCUUGGGUUUUCUGGUCAUGGGUCAUUCCAUUCCUUCCUAUGGUACAAAUGGGCAUGGAUCAUCGGAAGUAUUUCAAAGAGUGGCAGCAGAAGUAUGGUAAAGCAUAUCGCUUCCGUCUGGGACCCCAUAUGAUGCCAACAACGUGCAUCCAUGACAACUCCUUUUCUGCAAUGACUGGCCGUUAUCCUGAUAUCUAUAAAAUGUACGAUGCUGUAAAAGAUUCUGGACUCACCAUCUUUCUUCGACGUACAGACAAGAUGACAGGAAAGGCUGUGAUGGAGGAACUUGGCACGAUUCUCCACAGCAAAGUUGUCUCGCUCUGGCAAGAUCAAAAUUACUUGGAGGUAUACUGUACUCGCCUGGUGAACGAAUUCAGCCGCUUCCUUUCCAAUGAUGCCUUCUUUACAUGCUCCGACAACUGUGAAUGGAAGACUGCACAUGUGAAUGACAUGAUGCAUCGGAUGAUGUUCAUUGCUACAACUCGUGGCAUAUUGGGGAAUUAUGACCAACGUCUUGAAUCUGACGAGAUGUAUAGUAUGUGGUGGAACUUUGACAGCAUGGUACCAUUGCUUGCAAUUGCGGGACAGUUUGAAUUUCUGUUCCGGAGCACGCGUAAAGGCCAAGAUGAAUUUGCGCGCUAUCUCAGGAGUCUUCCUGUUGAGGAUCAGACUGACUUCUUCAAGGCACUUACAGCAGGCCUUCCUAUGACCACAUCAACAGACUUGCUAUUCCUUUUCAAUCAUGUGUCACAUGCAAAUACAGGCCCCGCCAUCUUUUGGAUUAUGUUUAGGCUCCUUCGUGACAAGAAAGAACGGGAGGAGGUUUUGGCAGAGCUUCAUGACAUUCUCGGGGAAGAACAAGGCUGGAGCCCAAGUUCCUCAGAUGCUCCUGAGAUCAAUUAUUCUGUGGUGAAGAAGCUCAAGCAACUGAAGUCCUACAUCAAAGAUGUGCUCCGGCUUUAUUCUGGUGCCUGGUUGCUCCGUAGAGUUAUGGAAGACCAGACUGUCACGCUUGAGAAUGGUGAACAGAUAUUUCUCCCCAAGGGGGAAAACAUUGUCUGUGUAAACCCACAUUUCGAUGAAGCCAUGUUCCCAGAACCUCAUCGUGCCAAGACUUCACGCUUUCUUCCCAAUGCUCGGAUCAAAGAUGCCCAAGGUAAAGAUGUCAAAUUGCCCACAAUGACAUUUGGUCAUGGGACACACAAAUGUCCUGGAGAGAAUGGUGCCUAUGUGGUGCUUGCGACCACUGUUGCAUUCAUGUUUUCGAGGUAUGAGCUCGAGCUGAUCAAUCCAUCCACCGAGGUCGAGCCACAACCAGACUAUACCCGUGUUGCAUUUGGUACAAUGCCGCUGGACAUGACGUUUCAUGAUCAUGAAAGCCUUCAAUUUCGCUUCCGAUCCAAAUACUGAACUCCCUGCCCAGCUCUCCAGAACACCUCGUCACCGCAGCAACCCAACGUCAUCUCAAAAAGAAAAGAUAAUCAACACAAAGCGAGCCCAAUGGGCCAAAAACUUCAGAAACAGAUGCACAGUCCAACCAGACGCGUCAACACAACUUCUCCGCAGGCACCUUUUAGUCAUAUUAGUUUAGUAAUCCUCGCGUAGCCAGCAACUAAGCCUUUUCGGAGAAAGCUAUUGUCUCGUGUUGUCGGCCGUGCUGGCCAGG